GGCGGCAAGAUUCUCGAGCCUUUAUGUUAUUCAACUCCUGGCGUAUGUUCGCUCUGCAUGUUAUAUCCUGAUUCGUCUGGAUUUCUAUUGAAGAUGGAGGACACCUCGGGCCACGAGUUCCCAUUCUUGGAGGAAGUAUUUACCCCUCAAGGAUCUCCAAAAAUCGACUUCGUCUUCGUGCAUGGACUCAACCCUCGAGGUCGCAGCGACCACCCGUUCGAAACAUGGACCCAUCAGAAUGGGACCUUCUGGCCCCGAGACUUCCUACCGCAGGAUAUCCCACAAGCGCGCAUUUUUGUGUACGGCUACAAUUCCAAUAUCACUAAUCCGCAGAGCAUGUCCACUGCCAGCGUCAAGGACCAUGCGAAUACGCUCUUGAAUUUGUUGGAUCUCGAGCGCAAUCCCCAAAUAAAUGUACGACCGCCGAAGAUCAUCUUCAUCGGCCACAGCCUGGGAGGCUUGGUCAUCAAACAGGCUCUGUUGAACGCUCAUGAGGACCCGAAAUAUAACGCCAUCCGUACCAACACCUAUGGGCUCGUAUUUUUUGGAUGUCCACACCGGGGCACCAAAGGUGUUGAGUUGGGCAAGAUCGCGGCCAAGGUGGCGCGCUUCGUGGCCAAGGGCCAUGCGAGUAAUGAUCUGUUGGAUAGUUUGGAGCACAAUUCACUCUUCACGCGACAGAUGACGAGUCGCUUCUCGCACCAGCUAGAAGAUUAUCGCGUGAUUAGCUUUGUUGAGGGUAAAGAGGUGCUUCUGGGUGGGGUUGGGCCUGCGUCUGUGAGCCACCUCGUGGUGGAUGAAGAGUCCGCCGUGCUUGGACUCCCCGGGCAGCGGGAGACACGGCUGAAGUUGGACGCCGACCAUUCGCAGAUGUGCAAAGUCGGGACCCGCGGCGCCAUGUACAAGAUGAUCAAAGGCAACAUCAAGCAAAUCGCCGACCAGGUUCUCGUCGCGGAGCAGGGAUACAUCCCUCAGCCCUCGGCCUCGACCUCGCCGCACCCUGCGCCUCCUGUUCCCCCACGCCUCCCGGUGAAUAGUAGCAUGCCCUACCCGUCGCCCCAGAGCCCGCCACCUGUCCCCAAGCGCGUGGUCGGCGCAUUCUUCACGCCGGUGGACAACGACCCCCGAUCCAUCCAGGCGGCGGAGCACAAGAACCACUGGCGCUGGGACGAGGCUCGCAAAUUGGAGUAUGCGAUCUUCCAGGAGCAUCUCCGAGUCCUAGGCCCGGACCACCACAGCACGCUGGAGAUUGGCUACCAUCUCGCCGAGAUCGAUCUCGAAUCGGCCUACUACAUCAAAGCCGCCGAAUGGGCGCAGUGGGUCUCGACCAAUGCCCAACGAGUGUUCGAGGUGAAGCAUCCUCUCGCGAUGAAGGCCGAGAGCCUGAUGGGCGAGAUUCUAGCCCACCAGGGCAAAGGGCAGGAGGCCGAGUCGGUGUGCGCCAACGUGCUAGCGCGCCAGCAGAUGACUAUCGGCGAGGACGACCUCGAGACGUUGCGCACGCGGCGCCGGCUGGCAAUUGCGUACGGAGUGCUUGAACGCCGAACGGAAGCGGUGCAGGCGGCGGAGAGAGUCACCGAGCGCCUUCGCCAGCUGCUGGGCCCAACCCACAUUCGGGUGUUCGCUUCGGUGCUCGACACAGCUGAGCAGAUGGUUGCGCUGCGCUCCAACAAUACCACCGAGCUGGUCACUCUGCGCUUCAAUCCGGCCGUCGACCAGAUGGUGCAGACCUUCACCACUGUUUCGCGCGAGCUGACCGAGCUCCUGGGCCCACGCCACCCACUCACCAUCAAGGGCAUGCGCCUCCUCGGUGCCAGCCAGAUGCUCGAACCCGACGGCACCACCAUCGCCUCCGAGACCUUCCGCCGGGCCCUCGCCGCCGCCGAAGAGUACCUCGGCCCCGAGCACCCGGAGACCAUGGCCACCGUCGCCCUGAUGGGUGUCAUGUACGCCUCGCAGGGCCGCAUCGGCGUCGGCGCCUUUGUCGGCGCCCAUCGCUCGCACACCGAGCUUGCGACGCCCUGGCUGCUGCGCUAUCUGGGUUGGUGCGAGAACCGCAUGGGCGCCGGUUGCGCCGAGGUGCAGUCCGUCCUCGUCAUGCUGGGUAGGCUGUACUUUGAGGCCCGCGACUACAUCCAGUCCCAGGGGUACUAUGAGCGGUUGGAGGCGUCGUACCGGCAGGCGGGCAGGCCGAUGCCCGAUGAGGCGGCCAAUUGGUUGCAGCUGUGUCGGAUGAAUACCAUGUAUUUGACGCCGAAGAAGCCCAGCGGGCUUCAGAGUCUGUUGUCGCAGUUUCAGCGGAUGUGAAUUUUUUUUUUUUGGUUCUGGCGUGUGUGUGUGGAGGGUAAUGGUGGUGUGCGAGGGUGUUUAGUUCUUUGGUUUGCAG
This is a messenger RNA of Aspergillus homomorphus CBS 101889, 2386 nucleotides long. RefSeq names its product LipA and NB-ARC domain protein. The transcript is spliced from 5 exons. The record is from RefSeq and is a predicted model, not a curated record. Bases 94 to 2307 code for a protein of 737 amino acids. NCBI's taxonomy places the organism in Eukaryota, Fungi, Ascomycota, Eurotiomycetes, Eurotiales, Aspergillaceae. Gene Ontology annotation, molecular function: protein binding.